AUGAGCUUUCGGGAUCUGGAAGCGGGUCGGGGCACCAAUUAUUCCCGGCGAGGAGACCUCAUCAAUGGCAAGCGGGACCCCACCCAAGCUGUGGCCUCCGGCAUUUUCCAGAUCAACACCGCCGUAUCCACCUUCCAGAGGCUCGUCAACACCCUCGGCACCCCCAAAGACACGCCGGACCUCCGCGAAAAGCUGCACAAGACAAGACUACAUAUCGGGCAAUUGGUGAAGGAUACUUCAGAAAAACUUAAACAAGUCAGCGAAAGAGAUCAUCAUACCGAAGUUAAUGCAAGCAAGAAGAUUACAGAUGCUAAGCUUGCAAAAGAUUUUCAAGCAGUGCUGAGAGAAUUUCAGAAGGCUCAACGACUUGCAGCUGAGAGAGAAACAACAUAUGCUCCUUUUGUUCCUCAAGCAGUUCUUCCAUCCAGUUACACUGCUAGCGAGAUAGAUGUAAACUCAGACAAAAGUCCAGAACAGCGUGCUCUCCUUGUGGAAUCUAGAAGACAAGAGGUCGUGCUAUUGGAUAGUGAGAUUGCUUUCAAUGAGGCUAUCAUCGAGGAAAGAGAACAGGGAAUACAAGAAAUCCAGCAGCAAAUUGGUGAGGUGAAUGAGAUUUUUAAAGAUCUUGCUAUACUGGUUCAUGAGCAAGGAACCAUGAUUGAUGACAUUGGCUCCAAUAUUGAGAGUGCUCACGCAGCUACUGGGCAGGCAAAGUCCCAUCUAGUGAAGGCGUCAAAGACCCAAAGAUCGAAUUCAUCUCUGACUUGCUUGCUCUUGGUAAUAUUUGGAGUUGUGCUUCUCAUUGUGAUAGUAGUACUUGCAGCUUAACCAGAAGAUUGUGCUGAGGUAUCCCUCUGCUAUUUCUGCGAUGCCUAACUUGAGUAUGUUGUUGUAUUCUAAGUUCGUAUAUGUAUGUAUGUGUAUAUGUAUGAAUAGGGCUGGACCGUGGGUAUCCUUCACAAUUUCUGGUUGCGGUUGGGUGAGGUGUCUCCUGUUUCAGUAAGUUGGUGUUUGGGGCUUCUGAUGGUGUUGUGUGUGUGCGCGUUGUUUUUUCUUCAUUUUUUUUUUUUAAAUUGUAAAUGUUACGGUGUUCAUUUUUAUUUAUAUAUAAGAAGUUAUAAUUGUUUGGGUUUUCA
This is a messenger RNA of Pyrus x bretschneideri (Chinese white pear), 1136 nucleotides long. RefSeq names its product syntaxin-22. The record is from RefSeq and is a predicted model, not a curated record. Gene Ontology annotation, molecular function: SNAP receptor activity; SNARE binding. The transcript is spliced from 7 exons. Gene Ontology annotation, biological process: vesicle-mediated transport; intracellular protein transport; vesicle fusion. Gene Ontology annotation, cellular component: SNARE complex; endomembrane system; membrane. Bases 1 to 828 code for a protein of 275 amino acids. Lineage: Eukaryota; Viridiplantae; Streptophyta; Magnoliopsida; Rosales; Rosaceae.